Molecule: messenger RNA, 4036 nt
Organism: Chanos chanos (milkfish)
Lineage: Eukaryota; Metazoa; Chordata; Actinopteri; Gonorynchiformes; Chanidae
Gene: rasal2
Product: RAS protein activator like 2
Biological process (GO): regulation of GTPase activity
Source: RefSeq, a predicted model, not a curated record
UGACGGUAUCUUAAUGGACUCUUUUUGCCAGCAACAAGGAUGGGUGCGCGUUCAUGAUGUGAAGGGCCCGCCCACGCACCGCUUCUCCUGCGGACAGUCGCCUUUCUCCGACCCGUGCGUGUGGGAGAGGAAGUACUGUAUCCUGACCGAUAGCCAGCUGAUCCUGCUCAACAAGGAGGAAGAGAUGCCGGUCGAAGUCGUCCACGAGUGCCCCACGGCCAUGUCGUCCAAAGGCAGGAGCCUGAGACGGACAGUCAGCGUGCCUUCUGAGGGACAGUUCCCCGAGUAUCCAGCAGAGGGAGCUCCCAUGUUAGAGGUGUCGGCUGAGCGUUCUCCCAGGCGGAGGAGUAUAUCGGGCCUGGGAAGCUCAGAGAAGAACAUAUCCAUGGACGGGCCCAACUCCUCGCCCUUCAAAGUGCCGGGUUUUUUCAGUAAACGACUGAAAGGAUCAAUCAAGAGAACAAAGAGCCAGACCAAACUGGACCGGAACACAAGCUUCAGGUUGCCCUCCAUUCGGUCCAGCGAAAACGACAGAUCAAGAGCGUUGCCCAAGCUGAAGGAGUCUUGUUCCCAUGAGUCUUUGCUGAGUCCGGGCAGUGCAGUGGAGGCGUUGGACCUGAGCAUGGAGGAAGACAUCUAUAUCAAACCCUUACAUAGCAGCAUCCUGGGACAGGAGUUCUGUUUUGAGGUGACAUACUCAGGUGGCAGUAAGUGUUUCAGCUGCUCCUCAGCGUCGGAGCGAGAUAAAUGGAUGGAGAACCUGAAGAGAACCGUACAGCCCAACAAGGACAACUGCCGGCGGGCGGAGAACGUGCUCCGUCUGUGGAUCAUCGAGGCCAAAGACCUGCCGCCCAAGAAGAGGUACUUCUGCGAACUGUGCCUGGAUGACGUGCUUUACGCUCGCACCACCAGCAAAACCCGCACCGACUGCCUGUUCUGGGGCGAGCAGUUCGAGUUCUCCACCCUGCCCUCCGUCAAGAGCAUCACCGUCCACAUCUACCGCGAGGUGGACAAGAAGAAAAGGAAGGACAAGAACAACUACGUGGGUCUGGUGAACAUCCCCGUGCUGGGGGUGACGGGGAGGCAGUUCGUGGAGAAGUGGUACCCGGUCAGCACCCCCACCACCAACAAGGGGAAGGGUGGAGGCCCCUCCAUCCGAAUCAAGUCCAGGUUCCAGACCAUCUCCAUCCUGCCCAUGGAACAGUAUAAGGAGUUUGCGGAGUUCGUGACGAACAACUACACCAUGCUUUGUUCGGUGCUGGAGCCCGUGAUCAGCGUGAAGAAUAAGGAAGAGAUGGCCAGUGCUCUGGUUCACAUCCUACAGAGCACGGGGAGAGCUAAGGACUUCCUGACAGACCUGGUGAUGUCAGAAGUGGACCGCUGUGCUGAUCACGAAGUGCUGAUAUUCAGGGAGAACACUCUGGCCACCAAAGCCAUUGAGGAGUACCUCAAACUGGUUGGCCAGAGAUACCUGCACGAUGCACUGGGAGAGUUCAUCAAAGCUCUGUAUGAGUCAGACGAGAACUGUGAGGUGGAUCCGUCAAAGUGUCCCGGCAGCGAACUGCUGGAACACCAGAGCAACCUUAAGAUGUGCUGUGAGCUGGCCUUUUGCAAGAUCAUCAACUCUUACUGCGUGUUUCCACGGGAGCUGAAGGAGGUGUUUGCUUCGUGGGAGCAGCGGUGUCAGAUGCGGGGGAAACAGGACAUAAGUCAUAGGCUAAUCAGCGCCUCCCUGUUCCUGCGCUUCCUCUGUCCGGCCAUCAUGUCUCCUUCCCUCUUCAACCUCAUGCAGGAGUACCCGGAUGACCGCACCUCCCGAACACUCACCCUUAUCGCCAAAGUCAUCCAGAACCUCGCCAACUUCGCCAAAUUUGGGAACAAAGAGGAGUACAUGGCCUUUAUGAAUGAUUUCCUGGAGCAUGAGUGGGCAGGCAUGACCAAGUUCCUGCUGGAGAUCUCCAACCCAGAGACCAUCUCCAACACGCCAGGUUUCGAAGGCUAUGUGGACCUGGGCAGGGAGCUGUCCGUACUCCACUCCCUGCUCUGGGAGGUGGUGUCUCAGCUAGACAAGGCAACGGUGGCCAAACUGGGGCCCCUUCCGCGUAUCCUUGGCGACAUCACCCGCUCGCUGUCCAGCCCCACCCCCAUCCAACAGCAGCUGCGUCGAUUCCAGGACCACAGCUCCGCCCACAAUAUCAGCGGCAGCGUCUCAUCAGGACUGCAGAGGAUAUUCGAGGACCCGGCAGACAGUGAGAUCCGCAGCGUCAAAUCUCCAGUCCAGGAGCAAGCGGAGCCUGCCGCCCGGGGAAAACACCCCUCGCUGGGUCAGCAGUCCUCCGCGCACAGCAUGAGCUUCUCUGACAAGGAGGAGAGAGAGAGUCACCUGCCCAACGGGCGCAGCAUCUCUCUCAUGGAUCUCCAGGACUCCCACCUCCACCAGGGCCAACAGCCGGCCUCCCUCUCCACGAGGCCCCCCCCGAGACUGGGCCGCGUGGGUUCCCAGGCCUCCAUCGGCCCCCUCCCGCCUCCCCACCAUCCGAACGCGCCCCUGCCGGCCCAGCCCAAAGCCCCGCAGCUGAGGGACAACCUCCCUCAAAGCGCCCCCCAGGUUCGCCGGCCCCUCCACCCGUCCCUCAGCCAGCAACGCAGCCUGCAGCCCCUCUCUUUCCAAAACCCCGUCUAUCACCUGAGCAACCUCCACGCCCAGUCCACGCACUCCACCCGCUCCACGCCCUCGGCCCAGUCCCUGCAGCCCGACUCCAGCUCGGAGAACCUGAGCAGUGGCAGCUCACGCAGCGGCAGCCCCAGCACGGCGGGAGGAGGGCGGGGCGCCACGCCCAGGGCCAGAAUCCCCUCCGCCAGCAGCCUGGAGGAGGAGGCGGCGAGUCGACGGGGACCCCAGGGCGAGGAGUGCCCGCCGCCCAACGCGGCCCGUUGGCACCCGCCCCUGCAGGACCUGCACCCGGCCGCGGCGGUGGUGGCGGUGCCCAGGCAGAGCAGCGCGGGCACCGCCCACAUCGUGAAGGUGGAGCAGCAGAGCCGGACGGGCGGGGCCGGGGCGGGGGCGGGGAACGGAGGGGCGAGGACCCCCAGGUCUCUGCCUCACAGCGCCUCCCUGAGGAGCAGCAGCAGCGUCAACACGGAGCCUCCCCCGCAGAGCGGAGUUCGCUCCCGUCAACAGUCGACCUGCUCCAGAGACAGCCCUGUACCAUCCAGCAGAGGGAACAAACAGGUUCAGUCCCCUGUGGAGUCGGUGACCAUGUCUCCCGUGGAGAGAACAGCAGCAUGGGUGCUGAAUAACGGCCAGUACGAGGAUGAGGAGGAGGAGGAGGGCCAGAAUAGGGAGGACACCAAACAUGUGGAGAAGUACGAACAGGAGAUCUCAAAGCUGAAGGAGCGUCUGCGCGUGUCCAGCCGACGCCUGGAGGAAUAUGAGAGGCGCCUGCUUGCGCAGGAGCAGCAGAUGCAGAAGCUGCUGAUGGAAUAUAAAAACCGGUUAGAGGACAGUGAAGAGCGACUGCGCAGACAGCAGGAGGAGAAGGACAGUCAGAUGAAGAGCAUCAUCUGCAGGUUGAUGGCUGUGGAGGAGGAGCUGAAGAGAGACCAUGCAGAAAUGCAGGCUGUCAUAGAUGCCAAACAGAAGAUUAUAGAUGCACAGGAGAAACGAAUCAGCUCCCUGGAUGCAGCUAACUCGCGGCUAAUGAGUGCCCUGACGCAGGUGAAAGAGCGUUACAAUAUGCACAAUAUGCGUAACGGCCUCUCGCCCACCAAUCCCACCAAACUCUCCAUCACCGAGAACGGAGAGUUCAAGAACAGCAGCUGCUGACCCGGUGCUGUCCAAGCCGAACGAGCUCCGCUGAUAGGUGCUCUUUCAAACCGACAAAGGGUGCCGAUUGGUCAAACCCCAGACUGAAGACACUGACAAGCAUUUGGUUCAUAGCCACGUUUCUUUCUGACUACUACGUACGCAGAUUAAUAAAGAAUGUCUGGUUAUAAAUGUAUAUAAAAUGUAUCUUGUAUUGGUCUUGUACAGAGA